AUGGGUCUCAAUGGAGUUGGAUCCGUGUUGCUCCUGAUUUGCAUCGCGUCGGGCCGUGCCAGCGAGUCCUUCGAUGCCUUUGACGCGGCUCCUGCGUCGUCCAAGGCCUCUGCUGCAUCGAAGCCGCACCGAAUGGAACACCUGCGCUUCCAGCGCUCUCUCGUGGCCGACAGCGAGGAGGAGGCAGCAGAGGUCCGGGAGAAGGAGAGGAAGGUCUUCGAGCAGGGGAAGCACAUCAGGGCCCGAAAGGCCCUCUUCGAGAAGCGCUUGGCGGCUUGCUACGGAGACGAGACUUGCCGAAAGGUGGUGGCUGCCCAGCAGCUGGAGAUCGAGCGUCAGGUGGCCAGUGGCACGGCGCCCGCCGCUGUCGUCGAGGGCCGGGAGGAGCACAAGGCGGGCGAGCCCCCGGUGUCCACAGGGGGAUGGCUGAGGCAGACGCUCGGUGCCGCAUUCGGAUACAUGCAUGAUCUCGUGUCGAAGCGGCAGGAAGCCAUGUGA
Messenger RNA from Symbiodinium sp. CCMP2592, 498 nucleotides. The record is from the annotation of a GenBank genome assembly. NCBI's taxonomy places the organism in Eukaryota, Dinophyceae, Suessiales, Symbiodiniaceae.